Molecule: messenger RNA, 1238 nt
Organism: Cotesia glomerata
Lineage: Eukaryota; Metazoa; Arthropoda; Insecta; Hymenoptera; Braconidae
Exons: 2
Coding region: 4-741 (245 amino acids)
Source: RefSeq, a predicted model, not a curated record
AUUAUGACGCCAGAAUUAGCUGCUGCACUGGAUCGUGGUAAUGUAAGUAGCCGAAGCGCCACAUAUGUUUUGGCAGCUACUUUAAAAAGUGUGGGAUUCGAUACUCGGAAUGUAAAUUUGAGUUAUAAAACUAUUCAACGACAGCGUAUAAUUCAUCGGAAAGAAAUUGCUAAAGGCUUAAAAGAAGACUUAAAAUUCAAUGACAAUUAUGUGGUCCAUUGGGAUGGUAAACUGCUAAGUGAUAUUGUUGGGACAGAAACAGUAGAUAGGCUUCCGGUGCUUUUAACAUCGUCUGGCAGUGAACAGCUAUUGGGUAUUCCAAAAAUUAAUUCAGGAUCUGGGAUUGAGCAAGCUUUAGCUGUAUACUCAACUAUGGAGCAAUGGGGUGUCAGUAAUUACAUAAAAGCGAUAUGCUUUGAUACUGCAGCAACCAAUACGGGAAUUCAUCAUGGCGCUGGCGUAGAGCUUGAGAAAAUUCUGAAACGAAAGCUUAUAUGGUUACCCUGUCGUCAUCAUGUAAUUGAACUUGUCAUAAAAGGCGUUUUUGAAGCUUACUGGCCAGUACAAUCAGGUCCGAACGUUCCAUUUUUUAAUCGAUUUAAAAUCGGUUGGAAUAAAAUCAACACAUCCAAAUAUAACGCUGGCAUCAACGAUAAGAUAGUGGCUAAUAUACUAUUAAACAAAAAAGAUGAACUAUUAAGUUUUAUCGAUAAUUAUUCGCAGGUAUAUUUUGAGUUGUAAAAGUACACAGAAAAAACUUUUUGGUCAAAGAAAAUUUUCAUUUUAGGCAAGAUAGUGUUCUUUUUAAUAAUUUUCUUAAUUCAAGUUGACCACGUUUUGUGUACACAAUUUAAAAUCUCCAGUUCUCAUGUAAAGAUAUUACCUUUCAAUAAUAACAGAAAUGAUCAUAUUUUUUUGCAGAAAUUUCUUCCAAGAAAUGACUAUCGAGAAUUUUUGGAGUUAUCAUCUAUUUUCUUGGGAGCUACGCCAAAGGAUAAUUACACUUUUAAAUGUCCGGGAGCAAUGAGUCAUGCUCGUUGGAUGUCGAAGGCGAUUUAUUGUUUGAAAAUAUUUAUUUUUCGAACAGAGUUUAAGAUUACACCUAAAGAGUUAAAUAAUCUUCGUCAUAUUUGUAUUUUCAUAGUUACAAUUUAUAUAAAAGCUUGGUUUACUUCAUCCUCGGCAAUUUUGGCUCCAAAUAAUGAUUUGACUUUGAUGCAACAAUUGAUAUUAUAUAA